AUGAACUAUUUGGUCAUACCAUCUGAGGUGAAUGAAGAGCCAGCAAAUGAAGAUAUGAAUGAAUCAGUGGAAGCUGACUUGGAGCACUCACAGGUAGAAGAGGAACGACAGUCUGUGAUCUGCUAUUCAAGGCACAGAAACAGCAACCAAGGGGUACUGUCUGGGCAGGAAGAGGAAGGGAUGCUAGCUCGAUCAGCCAGCACUGAGAGUGAUUUCCACAAUCACAUGGACAUGGUGGAAGGGGAUGUUAUAGCCACAGCAGAGGAUGGCUAUGAUGUAGAUAUAGUACAGGAGAAUGAGGAUGAGAGUACAUAUGCAGUGCAGUACAGGCCUGAGUCUGAGGAGUACACAGAAAAUGCUGAAGCAGAGCACACUGAGGCUGUUCAUAAUCGAACACUGCCUGAUCAUGUACGUUUCCGCUCCAUUGAACAUGAGGAAGCCAUGAAUGCAGCAUACUCAGGUUAUGUCUAUGCUCACCAGCCCCUCCACCAAGGAGAGGAUGAGCGGUAUGCUGAGCCCUAUGCUGACUAUAGGCAGCAGGAGCAUGUGUAUGAGGAGAUAGGGGAUGUGCUGGACCUUGAUGUUAGGGAGGGACUUCGGCUCUAUGAGUGGGAAAGGGAGGAAGCUGACAACUAUCGCAAGGAAGCUCUUGGUGCCCGCCUUCACCAUUAUGAUGAACGAUCUGAUGGAGAGUCGGACAGCCCUGAGAAAGAGGCAGAGUUUGCUCCAUGUCCAAGAAUGGACAGCUAUGAACAAGAGGAAGAUAUUGAUCAAAUUGUGGCAGAGGUGAAAAAGAGUAUGAGCUCUCAGAGCUUGGGCAAGGCUGCUGAAGACAUGCUAAAGGCAGAGCAGAGCUUGGAGCAUGCUCAUGCUCUCCCUGGCAGGGGGCACAAAAGCAAUGGUCAACUGUCAGCUGGCUCUAGGGCCACAGCCAACUCAGGAGAGUCGGUACAGAGGUGCAGAAAGGAAAAAAGGGAUGCAAUAUCACUGGCUAUCAAAGAUAUUAAAGAAGCUAUUGAGGAAGUGAAGACAAGGACUGUUCGUUCUCCUUAUACCCCUGAUGAACCAAAAGAACCUAUUUGGGUGAUGAGGCAGGACAUUAGCCCAACCAGGGACUGUGAUGAUCAGAGGCCACUAGAUGGAGAUUCUCUGUCUCCUGAUUCCUCUUCACCCUGGGGUGCUGAACCAAGUAGGCAACAUCAUCAGGAUGUCUGCAGUACAGCAGAGACCUCCACUAAUAAAGAGUCCAGAAAAAGCUUGGCUUCAUUCCCAACAUAUGUUGAAG
Molecule: messenger RNA, 1285 nt
Organism: Gymnogyps californianus (California condor)
Lineage: Eukaryota; Metazoa; Chordata; Aves; Accipitriformes; Cathartidae
Product: amyloid-beta A4 precursor protein-binding family A member 1-like
Exons: 3
Biological process (GO): chemical synaptic transmission
Cellular component (GO): plasma membrane; cytoplasm; dendritic spine
Molecular function (GO): amyloid-beta binding
Source: RefSeq, a predicted model, not a curated record